AGAGCAGGAUCCACCAGUCCUCGCGACGGGCUCGGCAACUCGCUGAUCACCGGUAGCACUGGCGCUUCGGCUGGUUCAUCUCUCGUUAAGAGGUCUUCCUCCACGUCGUCCAGCAGCCGUCAUCAUCGACACCGCAGUGGCAUUACCUCGCGGUCAAAACACGGCCAGCGGCACAAAUAG
Messenger RNA from Protopolystoma xenopodis, 180 nucleotides. The record is from the annotation of a GenBank genome assembly. NCBI's taxonomy places the organism in Eukaryota, Metazoa, Platyhelminthes, Monogenea, Polystomatidea, Polystomatidae.